AUGAAGACUCCCUUCUUCAUCAUCUUGAUGAUGAUGAAUUUUGCAAUCAAAGUAUUUGCUGCUUAUUCUGCUGCCAAUAAUUCUCAUGAUGCAAAAAUGUCUGAUGAUGUUAUUGCUGAUAUUGGGAACCCAUCAGCUGUUUCUGAUCAUCGCCGAGCCUUGACUGCAGAUGACAAGGAAGCCUCAUUUUUGGCAGUCAUCACAUUUACAGUGCAAGGCAGUAUUGAAGAUUACGACAGCGGUGUCCUCAUAUCGCCCAAGGCAUUGCUGUCAGCAUACAAGAAGUUGAAUCUAGCCUAUUGGAGCAAUGAAGGAUUCAUGCCAGAACAAGUGUUGGCCACAUGUGGCCAAUUGGAUAGUGCCACUUCCCAAAACUACCAAACUCGUUCAAUCAACUGGAAUGACGUCACUGCAUUCCCAGGAUACACACAACCAACCUCUGAAGAUGUUAAUUCACUUUUCAAGAGCAGCCAAGCAAUUGCUGUUGUGAAUGAGUCAUUCAUCAUAGGAGAAGCUGUCAGGACAAUAAGAAUUGCGGUAGAUGUUGGAACAAAUCUUGCAGGAGUCAAAAUAUAUGGGAUUUAUGGCGUAAUUGCCUCUGAAGUGUAUAACAGUGUUGGUGUCAUUGGCCAAGGACGAGCUUUGUCAAUUAAUGACCAGGACGCUGCAUUCAUGAUCAGAUUGUUUGUAACAGUAUCCACAGGCGUUUCAGUUACUAUUGAUCCAGGUUGCCUCAUAACACCCAGGGCCAUUCUUGCUCUCUACAGAAACCUGAAUCCUGCGACUUAUGCUUCCAGUAAUCGACUAACAAACGUGACUGCCACAUCUGGAGUGCUGGCAAGUGCCAGUUUACAAGACCGGCAAGACAAACCUGUGGCACUGAGUGACAUAACACCAUUCCCGCGAUAUGAUGUACCAACGCUCACAAAUAUCAAUUCAUUAUUCAAAAACAAACUGGCCCUUUUGUUGGUGUCAGAGCCCUUCAUUCUUGGGGAAACAGUCAAGACCAUCAGGGUGUCAACUGAUACCUGGUCAAGUCUUGUGGAACCUGAUGCAGUUUAUGAGAUGUAUUCAGAAAUUCCUACUACCAGAAAAGUUGGUAAGAUGAUGCCCACAUUUUUGGGGAACAAAAAUCAACAGCAGAAAAAACUUGAGUUAUUUGGCCCUGGACUUGGGGAAGAAGAGAAAGUCAUUUUGCCCAAGGAUGGGUUUCAAGAUGCAGUAGCAAUGGUUGUGCGAGGAUCUGAUGGACUCCAGUACUUGGCAGCUAUGGCUGAACGGUCCUUCUGUGGUCCUGCUCCCAUCUCUUUGGCCUACAACCACAAUUACUGCCCCAACAACUACCUCUACAUCCACAUCUACAUCUACAUCCACAUCUACAUCUACAUCUACAUCUGCAUCUACAUCCAGGUCUACUUCAAUUUCUACUCCAAGGACCAUUGCAUCUACCCUGAACACUAA
Notodromas monacha is the source of this 1461-nucleotide messenger RNA. NCBI's taxonomy places the organism in Eukaryota, Metazoa, Arthropoda, Ostracoda, Podocopida, Cyprididae. The record is from the annotation of a GenBank genome assembly.